AUGUCACAAGUGUUCUGGUGCCGGGUGGAGCGCAUAGACCUCCCUGCAUCUCACGGACUCCUCGACCUUAUGACAGUAGCAAUGGCACAAGUCGAAUCACCUCGUGCCGUGCACACCAACCUGAACUACUAUCUCUUACCUUCAGAUGGCGGGACGAAGAUCUUCUAUCCUGGUACUGCAGGCAACUAUCGGCGCAAGCACGAUCCUCGACCUGUGGUGAUCGAGGACAUCAGAGGCUUGGAACACGUCUUCAAGGUCGAUAUACACGGCUUCCAAGUCCUGAAGCAUCCCGUGUCUAAGAAAGAGUACCAGGACGAGGAGAAGAUCAAGUCAACUGCUUAUGCUGAGACAGCAGAUUUGCUCAAGGAGGCCACCGGUGCAUCGCGAGUGCAUGUUUUCUCGCACAUUGUCCGGAGCCAGGCUUGGGACAGUGUACUUGAAGCUGGCAAAGACCUUGGCGACAAGGAGACGCAAGCUACCCGAACCAGUGCUCGGUUCAUCCAUGUCGACCAGUCAUACGAAGGCGCCAAAGAAAUGCUGCGCGACAACCUACCACCGGAAGAGGCAGAAAGACUCAGCAAGACCCGCUGGGCGAUCUUGAACGUAUGGAGACCGAUACAGCAAACCGUCCACCGCGAACCUCUAGCCGUAUGCGAUGCUCGCUCGGUGCCUGAGGAAGACCUGUACCCAGUCAGAGCACAAUUGCCGGGCAAAGGAAGUGGCUCGUUUGAGGAUGCAAGCAAGGGCGGAACGUUUGAAACUUGGCAGUUGAGGGCCAACCCGAAUCAUAAGUGGUAUUAUGCUUCAGAGCUUACUGAGGAUGAGGUACUGUUGAUCAAGUGUUAUGAUUCUAAGCUGGAUGGGCGAGCUAGGAGGGCCCCGCAUACUGCGUUCGCGACUGCUGAUGAUUAUGGGCCGCCGAGGCAGAGUGUUGAGAUCAGAUGUCUGGUGUUCUGGGAGGACCAGGCGCUCGAGUAG
Molecule: messenger RNA, 978 nt
Organism: Fulvia fulva
Lineage: Eukaryota; Fungi; Ascomycota; Dothideomycetes; Mycosphaerellales; Mycosphaerellaceae
Product: Hydroxylase/desaturase CTB9
Exons: 4
Coding region: 1-978 (325 amino acids)
Molecular function (GO): oxidoreductase activity
Source: RefSeq, a predicted model, not a curated record